AUGUUUGUGCUCUUCUUCACGACAAGCGUCCUCCUCGACAUCAACCACGCGAUCAUCUUUACGCGCGAAGUGCAAGUCUUCAACCAAGUGUGCUUCAAGUGGUCGAUGGGCUUUCAGCUCUUCGCGCUGAGCACGCGCUUGCUCUGGCUCAACUGUGCGUUUCUCAAGGCACUCAAAGUGCUGUGGCACCUCGUGUCGACGGCCACGUACUGCGGGCAAAGCACCGUCAUGGGCUUCUUCAACCUCCGGAGCGUCACAUCUCUGUACCUGAGUGCGAUCCUGCUCUUUUACAUCCCGCCGUUCAUCGAGUACAACAACAGCGUGCGCGCAGACAUCAAGAACGUCGACGAGCCGCUCGAUGGGAUCGCGUUGGACUUUCUGCAGAGCUUUUACGUGCGCGGGUCGGGUGCAAUCGCCGCAGGUCUUGUCUCCAACAUUCUCAUGGUCGCGCUGCUCGACCACACGUGCAACAUGGCCUUUUGGCGCCGCCUCGGCCAAAACAGUUUGGCGCGCCAAGCGAUCUACAACAGCACGUCGAUUUUGAUGGACGACAUUGUCGGGAUUGAUCCUGGAGCGAUCGAUGCCGCCUCGCCGGUGAUUCACUGCAAGGCCCGUCGGCUCUGCACGCUCCAGUGGUUCUUUCUCAGCCAUUUGAGUCUCUUUGGCUUGCCGGAAAAGGAGUUGAAGAAGAAGGCGCAUGCGAACCACCAGCAUGCGCACCAUCCUCCGGCGAGUGAUACCACCGUGGGUAUGAGUCAACUGCCAUCCGCGCACGGCGACGGCACCGAGAGCAGCAGCUCGGGCCGGUCAGAUCAACUCUACCUCGUCGCGCAAGGCUCGGACCACCACUUUCAUCUUCUCGACAGCGACUACAAGGACGUGAAAAGCCUCAUGUUCAACAUCAAGAUCCUCAAAAACACCAGUUAUAUCUGCGAUAUCUGGUCAAAGGACUUGCAUGAUUCACCAAUACACAGCUUAGGUUCUUGGAACCUAGGCGGCUAG
Saprolegnia parasitica CBS 223.65 is the source of this 1002-nucleotide messenger RNA. RefSeq lists its product as hypothetical. The transcript has 2 exons. The record is from RefSeq and is a predicted model, not a curated record. Lineage: Eukaryota; Oomycota; Saprolegniomycetes; Saprolegniales; Saprolegniaceae. The coding region runs from base 1 to 1002 and encodes 333 amino acids.